This is a messenger RNA of Leptidea sinapis, 3127 nucleotides long. Its product is annotated as reticulon-4-interacting protein 1, mitochondrial. Gene Ontology annotation, cellular component: mitochondrion. The coding region runs from base 236 to 1405 and encodes 389 amino acids. Gene Ontology annotation, molecular function: oxidoreductase activity. Lineage: Eukaryota; Metazoa; Arthropoda; Insecta; Lepidoptera; Pieridae. The record is from RefSeq and is a predicted model, not a curated record. The transcript has 7 exons.
UUAUAUGAAAGACUAAGGCGGUAUGAUCUAUAGCCUUUAGCCUGUCCUCAUUGGGCUAAUUAAGAAAAAAAAAUUUAAAAAUAUUUAUUUUCUUAGGAAUUGUCGGAUUUUUUAAUUCUAAAAUCUAAAAUCAAUUUAAUUCAUUACACAUGUGUGUUGGAUCCUAAUAAACAUCUUUAUUCUCUAGUAGAAUAUACAACAUUGUCGGUAAGUGGUUACUGAAUGACAUAAGUUAAUGGCGGCGGCAGCGGGUAUGAAGGUGGCAGCGGGCGUUCGGGCUGCAGGCGGAGGGCGCAUGCUGGCGUGGAGGCUUCACAGCUACGGAGGCCUGGGCGAGCUGCGACUGGAUAAUGCGCGCGUGCCUCCGCUGCGCGGCACGGACGAGGUGUUGGUGGAGGUGCACGCGGCCGGGCUCAACCCCCUCGAUGUCGGCAUGGCUGGAGGAUACGGAUCGCGAGUGCUGAACAUGCUGCGGCAGCUGGAGGGCUCGGAGAUGGAAUUCCCUCUGGUGCUGGGGCGCGACUUGUGCGGGACGGUGGUGCGGGGCGGGCCCGCGGCACGACUGAGGCCCGGCACGCGCGUGUGGGCCGCACUACCGCCGCACCGGCCCGGUGCGCUGGCGCAGUUCGUGGUGCUGCGGGACUCAUGGGCGGGCGAGGCGCCGCGCGCACUGGACGCCACGAGCGCGGGCGGCGCACUGUACGCGGCUCUGACGGCGUGCAGCGCGCUGCGGGCGGGCGGGAUGCUAAACACGCCGCGGUCGCGAGGCGCUCGCGUGCUGCUGCUGGGGCUGGGCGGCGUGGGCCAGGCCGCGCUGCAGCUGUUGGCGGCCGGCGGGGCGCAGGUGGUGGCGGGCUGCGCGGCCGAGCAGGCGGAGCUGGCCCGGCGCCUGGGCGCGGCGGAGGCGCUGGACCGGCACGCGGCCGACUACGAGCGCGCGCUGGAGGAGGGCGGGCCCUACGCGCUCGUGCUGGACUGCAGCGGCGCGGGCGGCUGGGCGGCCAGCGAGCGGCGCUGGCGGCUGGCGCGCUACGUCACGCUCAGCUCGCCGCUGCUGCGGGAGACGGACGCGCGCGGCCUGCUGGCGGGCGGAGCGCGCGCUUUGGCCGACCUCGCCGCGCAGAAUCUGGCACUGCGCCGCGCUCAACCCGCAGAGGGCGUGACCGCUUCGUGCGAGCCUCACGUGCGGUGGGCGUAUUUCUCCGAACAGCACGCGCAGGAUGACAUCGCGCUGCUGAAGUCUCUCGCGGACCGUGGCCAGUUCACGGUGUGCGUGGAACAAGUGUUCCCGUGGUGGGACGCGACGGCCGCCCUGGAGCGCAUGGCGAGAGGACACGCGCGUGGGAAGGUGGUGCUCGACUUCACCGCGGAAGCGCCCCCGUCUGACGGAGCCAGAAGCUUCUAGCACCCGCUGAAUAUAUGUUCGUUAUGAGAACCGGGAAUGUGGCAGUUGAAGCCAGCUCAUCGAUGGUGACCACCGCGGUAUGGAGUACUUAGCUGAUUAGUUGAUGAAUUAUUGUAAAAAGUUUUGAGCUGAUUGCCGGUGACUCCGUCCUCUACUGAGGUGUGAUAUGUAUGUUCAGGAGGUUACGGACCAUCUCAUAAGAAAGACAGGAUUGUUGACGAAAUACGCGCUUUAUAACCACAGAGUUUUGUAUAUAUUAGUAAUAGAGAUAUAACUGAUAAAAUGGGAAACGCAGCAGUACCGCCAUCUGUUAGCGUGUUUUGAUAAUUAUUUAACGCUAUAGCUAUACAUACCUACUAUAUAGUUUAAAUAUAUUACCUACAUAACUAUGGUUUGUAAAUACAACAAAACAACAAAAUAAUUUUAAAGUUAUUUUUCCUGUUAUAACAUUUGUAAUAUUUUUUCGCACAUUCACCUCAUUCACAUCAUUGUCACACUUCCUAUUGUUAUUUCACACAUUCAUACAAAUACAAAUAUCAUUUUUUUUUAUGAAAAUAAGGGACGAGACGAGCGGGACGUUCAAGCUGAUGGUAAUUGAUACGCCCUGCCCAUAACAAUGCAGUGCCGCUCAGGAUUCUUGAAAAACCCCAAAAAUUCUGAGCGGCACUACAAUUGCGCCAUCGUCAUCUUGAGACAUAAGAUGUUAAGUCUCAUUUGCCCAGUAAUUUCACUAGCUACGGCGCCCUUCAGACCGAAGCACAGUAAUGCUUACACAUUACUGCUUCACGGCAGAAAUAGGCGCCGUUGUGGUACCCAUAAUCUAGCCGGCAUCCUGUGCAAAGGAGCCUAUAGUAUAUAUGGUACACCUCCACAUAUCACAUAGUUACAAACAAUAACAUAAUAAUCAUUGUGUAGUGAUUAUAUUAUGUAUGAUUGAAUAAACGAACUGAACAGAUAUUGGGAAAACAAAUAGUGUUAGGUCACACUAUGGUUCGAAAACUUUAUGCGCGACCGUCCCAUGGGGUUAAAGACGGUGGCGGGGACGGUGUACUAAAAGCUGCCGUAACCCGUGGACGGUCGCGCUGAAAUGUUGACACUAACAUUUUGAUGGCCGUGUUAAGCGAUUUACAUUACCAACCUACCCAUCUAGCCGGCUCCUUUGCACAGGAUGCCGGCUAGAUGGGUAGGUACCACAACGGCGCCUAUUUCUGCCGUGAAGCAGUAGCAAUAUGUAAGCAUUACAGUGUUUCGGUCAAAUAUAUAUGGAUAACGGAGCUAAAAAGAGUUGCAUUUCUGUGUUUCUUACUGAAGGGCGCCGUAGCUAGUGAAAUUACUGGGCAAAUGAGACUUAACAUCUUAUAUCUCAAGGUGACUAGCGCAGCUGUAGUGCCGCUCUGAAUUAUUGGGGUUUUUCAAGAAUCCUGACCGGCACUGUAAUGGGCAGGGCGUAUCAAUUACCUUAUUAGUCCUUAGUCCCUUAUUUUCUUUAAAAAAAAACAUUAAUUAAUGCUGUCGCGGUCCGUGCAGACCCGUACUCGGUAAACAGGGGGAGCAGGAGGAGCAGCUUCCAGGAGGAGGAUCAUGCCAGCGAUCACUUUACACCAGUAUCUUCGUGACAGGUUGUGAUCCGAUUAUCGACUUGUGUCAGUGUGAGCCACCGUGAACUGUUAAACUAUAAUUAUGUAAAUAUGUGUGAUUGAUGGAAUAUAUUUUAUAAAGUUA